AUGUCAACUAAACCUUCUCUUCCCUCCGGAGAUGCUCAGUUCGGGUUUGCCGUCAUUCAAAUUACCCGCGAUGAAUACACCAGUCUUGUCAAGACUGCCCAACAAUACGAUACCUUGUGUCGCAAUCUCAUCAAUGGCGGAGUGCAAAGAGAAACAAUAGAGCUUCUCAGUUUACAAACUUCCAAUGGCCCUGAGCCUCGUGUUGAGAAAAGUUCCUUCCAUGCCCCUAUGACAAAUACUAGCUGCUCCGACCACAUGGAGCAACACCAUAUCCCUACCACAUCAUAUCAGACCAGUCAUGCCGACCCGUAUCGUUUUGUCGCUUACCCGAAUUCAAGACGCACUCCUUCUACAGCUGAUGGAACUGAAUCAGACGACUUGGAAUUAGUUGAUGAUUCGUCUACCGAUUCGGAAAUCGAAAAGUCUAGCACCAUUGAUAACCAAGUUCCAGCAUUGUUCAAUGGCUCCUCGACGCCUGCCGUGCGAAAGAAUGCUACGCGAACAGUACAACUCAUUAACCUUGCGGAAGGCACUACCCUUGCAAAUAUCACAUCUGUUGUAAAGGGUGGAUUUCUCGUCAACAUAUACUCUCGGCUCAGAGAUAACAUGGCGUCCCUCUCCUUUCUUCAUUCAAGUGAUGCUCAUGCGUUCUACUCUUAUGUACAGGCCAAUGGACUGUACAUCAACAAUAAAAAGGUUGUUCCUGUUUUUCAACACUGCUCCGCACUCCCCGAAACUGACCGUAUCCUACUCCUAGGUCGACAUUAG
Molecule: messenger RNA, 768 nt
Organism: Pochonia chlamydosporia 170
Lineage: Eukaryota; Fungi; Ascomycota; Sordariomycetes; Hypocreales; Clavicipitaceae
Exons: 4
Coding region: 1-768 (255 amino acids)
Source: RefSeq, a predicted model, not a curated record